Molecule: messenger RNA, 1932 nt
Organism: Suillus paluster
Lineage: Eukaryota; Fungi; Basidiomycota; Agaricomycetes; Boletales; Suillaceae
Product: nitrogen permease regulator 2-domain-containing protein
Exons: 6
Coding region: 1-1932 (643 amino acids)
Biological process (GO): negative regulation of TORC1 signaling; positive regulation of autophagy
Cellular component (GO): GATOR1 complex; vacuolar membrane
Molecular function (GO): GTPase activator activity
Source: RefSeq, a predicted model, not a curated record
AUGCCUUCCGAAGGAGAUACGUUUCUUCCCAGAAUACAAAGCGUGUUCUACGCCGUAUUCGAUUUACAGAAGGGACCAAAAAUUGUGUAUCAGGUUCCAGAAGGUCUCAUCGCAGGAUCGACAGCAAAUCAAAACUCCAAUCAUUCGGUCACUUCUUCCCCAUCUCCAUCAAUACCUGCCGUUUUAGAACCGGAUGUAACGCCUUCUCGAGGGUCGAGUUCGUCUGUUAAUUCCCAUGGAGGUCGACGUGCGAGUUCUCUCAACGUCCCUUCACCACAUCAGCGCUCUGCUUCCUCCAGUCGCGUUCUGUUCAAUUUUGAUGACAUCUCAAAGUAUGUGAUACCUCCUGGAGAGCUUUGCGGGCGACUGGUUAUCUGCGCUACGCGGAGAUACCGUAUCAUUGGCUUUCCUGUAUUGCUUCCAGGUAAUUACAAGCGGAACUACUUCCAGUACAACGUCUGCUUUGUCUUCGAGCGGUCAGCGGAUUUAAGUUGCUAUGAACCAAUAGUUCGCAAGGUCAGCCGUGUACUGACGGCUUGCGAGGAAGAAUCCUUUUUUCUUUCCUCUUCACAAUCAUCGCCAGCUAUGCAUGCCAUCCUUGAGCAGCUAUACGAGGAUUUGAACUCUUAUUCUGAAACAUCGAUACCGAUCGAUGCCUUCAACUCGAUAGAGCUGAAGAUCUUCCCCUUUUAUCCCAAUCCACCACCAGUAAAAGAUUGGCAGGUGCCUCUGGCCCUUAUCAACUUGCCCAAGCGCAUAGAAGACAACUGGGAUCUAACAAUGAGCAAGGUGUGCAGAUAUAUUGAUGGUGUGAACCACGUUAGUCGAAUUGCACACCUGGCCGACUGUGAUCUUGAGCUGACCCGCCAAGCAAUAUCUCACUUACUUUAUUAUCAAGUCAUCAUGACUGUCGACAUCUUCCAAUACUCCAACAUGUACACUCUUCGUAAGAAUGUACAAUGGCUUGCAGACGAGUCCCAUGUCAAGGACGAAUGUGGACCAUACGUCACGAAGCCCGGAAGGGCCGUGCCGGAUUGGCCGAAACUUCUGCAUUUAUAUUCGCGACUUAAGUCGGGAAAAACAGUGCUGGAUUGGAUGGAGACCUACAAUGUCCAUGAACUUGGUAUUGACGUUCGACGAUUCACAAGUUUCGGGGUGAUCAAGGGGUUUUUACAACGGGUACAUCGUUGGCCAAUUCUACUUCCUGCAGAUGUACAGUCGCCAACCCGCAGAAGAAGGCAAAGCCUCUCUUCCUCCGUGUUGAACGCGAGCCCCACAAGUCCUUCGGCUACAAUUGGGGAGAUUUCUCGAUUUAAUGGCCGACCUGAUGCGUCUUCUGGGGUUGCGCCUGUGGGUGCCGAACAGGUGCUCGGUUCCCCCAUAAACCAGAUGGAAGCCACACGAGCCCAUCACAGAACGAGCGCAGCAGAAAAGGUUCUCGAGCAGCUACGCUCCAAAACACUCCCACGAGCUGGACCCAACCCUACCUUGCGGCAACCUCCUCUUUCCCCAGAGGGUCACGAGCGCAAUCACGAGCGCCGUAGCCGUGUCCUGUCUGAUACACGAAGGCAUUCAGUAUUUCAACAGCCUGCAAGUUAUACGGCGCCAUCAUCUAAUGUUGCCGGGAGCCAAACCAUUGCGCAUCGCAAUUCAUCGGAAUUGCAGAACGCGUUUUCGGCAAGGCCACGACCAUCACGGUCUCCUUCAACUUCAACUUCUCACAUUCAUGUCCUGAAUUCACAGGGCUCUUCGAGUGUAAUGAAUAUUCCUCCACCCCCUGAAUUGUUGCCGCUUCUCGACGGAGAUCAUCACACGGACGAACUUGGUACGCACUUCGAGGUCGGAUGGCCUCAGCUACAACAAUGGCUAGUGACUAUCGGAGGUGGAAAAGGCGAUGAAGAUUUCGGGAGAGUGUCCAUUAUUUAUCGUUGA